Messenger RNA from Bubalus bubalis (water buffalo), 4691 nucleotides. It is a transcript of the gene ORAI2, whose product is annotated as ORAI calcium release-activated calcium modulator 2. Gene Ontology annotation, cellular component: membrane. The record is from RefSeq and is a predicted model, not a curated record. The transcript is spliced from 3 exons. Gene Ontology annotation, biological process: store-operated calcium entry. The coding region runs from base 961 to 1725 and encodes 254 amino acids. Lineage: Eukaryota; Metazoa; Chordata; Mammalia; Artiodactyla; Bovidae. Gene Ontology annotation, molecular function: store-operated calcium channel activity.
AGUAGGCUUUUCACUGGGCCCAUGCGGGCCUGAAGGUACAAGUUAAUAUCUGAUGCUAAGUGAGCUGUGAGGUGCCUGUGCCCUUGAAGCCUGCCCUACAGAUUAAUUAGAGCUGAUCCUGAGGGCUGCUGCAGGGCCAGCCCCUUGGGCCACACAAGACCGCCAAUCCCCUAUUUGGAUUAGUGGAGAUUUGAGUUUAAAUUCACAAAUCUCGACAGAUCAGCCCUUCUGAUCUUCAUCCUGUGUUACUGUCAAACCACAUGUGUACUGGGAUUACUCGAGGGGUCUCCAGCCUCCAUUUCUUAAAAAGAAUAAACCCCCAAACCAUGUUCGUGUCAAUUGGCCAAUUUUUCAUUUUGCUAAAGGUUUCCACUGCACCCUGGAUGUAGCUUCAGCAAGCUAUAAGUCAGUUAUUUUCAGGGUGAACUGUGCUGAUUUAAAUUGAAGUGAGAUUUGAGAAAUUAGCAGCUGCGUGGAAACACUGAUUUCAUGGUUGGCACCUGGCCGUUGGAAAGCAAUUUGGGGUUUUGGGGCUCCAUUCUCUUGUUUAAGACCCCAAUAGGGUGGAGAAGGCAAUGGCAACACACUCCAGGAUUCCUGCCUGGAGAAUCCCAUGGACAGAGGAGCCUGGCGGGCUACGGUCCAUGGGGUCGCAGAGAGUUGGACACGACUGAGCGACUAACAGGGUAGGCAUGUCUCCAUGUGAAGAUGAACAAGUUGGAAAAGUCAGGUGUUGUGUUUAGAAUCGCACAGCUGGGUCAAAUCCAGAAGUAUCAGGUCCUAGAAACUUCCAAAACGCUACAACUCCCUUCUCCUUGAAGAUAGGCGUUUAGGUGCUUUCGGCCAGCCUUGGAAUUCUGUUCACCCAAGAGCCACGCUCAGUUGGAGCUUUGAGCUCAGGAGAGGAGACCAGAUACCAGCUUUGUGGAGAAACACUGGACGCUGCGCCUGGCCCCCACCAUGAGCGCCGAGCUCAACGUGCCCGUGGACCCCUCCGCUCCUGCCUGCUCGGAACCCGGCCACAAGGGCAUGGAUUACCGGGACUGGGUUCGCCGCAGCUACCUGGAACUGGUCACCUCCAACCACCACUCCGUGCAGGCGCUGUCCUGGAGGAAGCUCUACCUGAGCAGGGCCAAGCUAAAGGCCUCCAGCAGGACAUCCGCCCUCCUCUCAGGCUUUGCCAUGGUGGCCAUGGUGGAGGUGCAGCUGGAGACGCAAUACCAGUACCCGCGGCCACUGCUCAUCGCCUUCAGCGCCUGCACCACGGUGCUGGUGGCCGUGCACCUGUUCGCCCUGCUCAUUAGCACGUGCAUCCUGCCCAACGUGGAGGCCGUGAGCAACAUCCACAACCUCAACUCCAUCAGCGAGUCCCCGCACGAGCGCAUGCACCCCUACAUCGAGCUGGCCUGGGGCUUCUCCACCGUGCUGGGCAUCCUGCUCUUCCUGGCCGAGGUGGUGCUGCUCUGCUGGAUCAAGUUCCUGCCCGUGGACGCACGCCACCAGCCGGGCCCCCCACCCGGCCCCGGCGGCCACACCGGCUGGCAGGCCGCCCUGGUGUCCACCAUCAUCAUGGUGCCUGUGGGCCUCAUCUUCGUGGUCUUCACCAUCCACUUCUACCGCUCGCUGGUGCGCCAUAAGACCGAGCGGCACAACCGCGAGAUCGAGGAGCUGCACAAGCUCAAGGUGCAGCUGGACGGGCAUGAGCGCAGCCUGCAGGUGGUGUGAGCGCAUGUGCUCCUGGGCGCGGCCGCCGCGUCCACAUCACUUGGCGUGGACCGGAACUCGCCUGCCUCCUGGACAGUUUCAGACACGCGGAUGGCCAACCGGGCUGCCGAGUCACUGCCAGACGGUUUGAGACCAAAGUUCUACUCCUGUCUUAAUGCUAAGACCUGGCUCGUUUUCCCUCGGAGGAUGGGAACUCUUCAGUUAAAGGGGAGACUGAUGGCUAAGAGCUCAGGGCAAAGAAAGGCUGAGUCUUUGGCCAUGGGGACUUCCUGAGGCAAGGAGGCCAGGCUCUGGGUUGUAAUGGGCGGUCACGGGUCCCCUCAGAGACAUGGACCAGCUUGGGGCGGGAGCCUGGCAGGGGCCUGGAGAGUCGGGGCGGGAGCCUGGCAGGGGCCUGGAGAGUCGGGGCAGCAUCCUGAGUUCAGGGAAGGGAUGGCACCCUGACUCUGGAGCUGGGCUGGUGGCAGCCCAGGGGCGUGAGUGAUGGUACCACCCUGCUAUGAAUAGACUGGGCACAGGAUUAACGGCUUGGCCUGGUGCUUCCCUCCCUGCCCUGGAGGGGGUUGGGUGGCCUGGCCCUGGGACGGGCAGGCAGGAACCUGGGUAGGGCAAGUCAGCCCAGCAAGCGCACCAGACUAGUCAGGCCUUGGAUGAGAUGUCCAAGGUCAGAGGCCUGUGGGGUCAGGAGGCCUGUCUCUGGGCAUCCCAGGUGAGGUGCCCACUUGAGCUGGCUAACUGAGGGGUGACCUGAAGCAGCCUGGGCUCAAAUUCUCUCCCCAGACAGCAGGAUUCCUGGCCACACUGACCCAGUGAGGCCACCAGGUUGGGGAAGGGGCCCACAGUCCACAGACAUCCUUCUCUCAACCCGAGGGUCCCCUGAGCUGUCAGCCCUCUGAGCUGUAGCUACAGAGGGUGGGACACUGGCCAGGCAGCUGAGCUCACCCGUCUCCUUGCUGCCUGUGGCCCCUGCUGUGGGAGGGGGGCAGCCUGGGGGACUUACUGUCUAGAUAAGGCCAUGGCCUGGCCCGGUCCGUGGGUGGUGGUGCCAGAGGCCAGCCGUGGCCACAUGUGGGUUCUGCUUAUGACAGCAGGGAGGGUGAGGUCCCGUGUAGUGCUCCCCGGGGGUCCCCCCCAGGCCUUCCGGCCACACCCACCCAGCUCAUACUUCUAUACAGUCAUGGUUUCUGGUGUUUUCGAGAUGGGCAUCUGGUGGACCUGAGCCCAUGUCCUGGGGCAGAACACGUACAUGCUACAGCUCAGCUUAUCUGUGAGCUUGCUGUGCCCUGAGCUGCUUUUAAGAACCACAUGUACCAUACUGGCCAGCAGCCACCAGAGAGGGGUGCCUUUUCUUUUGUUUCCACAGUCAUGGGACUUCAUGCUCCGAUGGCAUUUCUGUCCACAGCCUAGUAGCUCUGCGGUGUCUGGGUUGCAUGUGCCAGGAAACGCUGGUGGGCCUGACCGGGGUUUCCAAGACGGUGACAUACUGCUGAGAACAUAAGCCUUAACACGUCGCUCUGAAAUGCUGGGAACCCCCAGUGCAAGUCGUGGCACUUACGGGGAGCCUGGAUGUUGUGUCCUGUGGGGCCAGAGGAGAGCCCUGGCGCCUUCUGAAGGGCGUGUCCCUCACAUCCUCUGCUGACAUCUGUCGUGACUUGCUUGGUCCUUAGCUCAUGUCUCCUCUCCUGGAGCCUUGUUGAAAAGGCUCGUCUGGUUUAAUGUAUUUGCUUUGUGCAAGGUCAGCAUCACCGCAAGACCACCACUGUGUGUCCCGGUAGGGACCAGACAGGCCGGCUCCUCCCCACUGCUGGAGGGGGCAGCAGCCCCUUCCUCUAGCCUGAGCCUUUUGAGAGGGGCCUCGCGGGGCUCACUGCGACCCACUUUGCUGGGCCGCCUGGUGCCCCUGCCCUGUGAGCCAGGCCCAUGGAGUGCCCAGUUCCCCCACAUCUUGGCAAGCACACCCCAGGUAUCAGCCAGGAGCCCGCUGUUAAUGCCUGGCCCGUGGCACUGGUGGGAGGGGGGUUUCCUAACCUGGCCGCAUCAGGGCCGGGCACUAGGCGCCAGGGAUGGUGGCGCACAGGCAGGGGAGAGGCCGCGCGACACGCUUACACACUGACUAGGAGAACAGCGUUCUUGUAAUUUAUUUUCAUCCGGCAAGUUUUCCCGGCUCCAGCCUUUCUAGUUCCCAGAGGUAUGGGGCAAACAGUUUCUGUGAGAACAGAGCUGACCAUGGGUUGGGGACUGGUGAUGGGGGUCACCCUCAGGGCAGCCCAGAGCGUCCUGAGGCUGGAGAGUGAGCUAUCUGGAGCUGCAGCAGGGCAGUCUGGGAAGGACAGGGAAGCAUAUUUACAGGCUAGAAAUUUGGUUCCUGGAGGUUUAGCCUGAUUGUGAAGAGGGUUCCGAGUACAGUGGCCUCUCCAUGGUGAGAGGAGCCAGUGUGGGCUUGCCCUAUUUUCCUCUGAAAGGAGCCUUCCUGGUGCUCAUAAAACAAAUGCCUGCAGAUACACAGAGGCCGUUUCCAAAGUGGAACACAGUCUCCUUUUAGUACCUGACCAGAAGCAAACUCACGGGUUUCUAUUUUGGACAAACUGCCAGGGCAGAAUGUAUUUCAGUGUCUUCUAGGAAGGUCUGUGCAGGACAAAACCACACAAGCCUGAGUGGAUUGAGGCGCAUCUACAGACCUUAUCUGUCUUGUGCUGAGAAAUGCACUAUGCAUGACGUCAUGGAGACCACAUGUGGUGUACACCGCCCCCCGCCCCCCCGUCCUAUAUAUGGAUUUUUUAAAAACAGUUGCCCUGGAUUGAACUGAAUAAAUAAAGCUACAACUUGCUCUCUGCUCUUGGUGGGCAGCCGUAGGGAGAGGGGAUGCUCAGAAGCCCCUCCUCCAACCACUGGUCACCAGUGUCCCAACAGGCUCCCAGGUGAGGGAGGUAGAGGCCCCCUUAUUGAACACUUCUGUCCUUUACUAA